Messenger RNA from Meloidogyne enterolobii, 839 nucleotides. NCBI's taxonomy places the organism in Eukaryota, Metazoa, Nematoda, Chromadorea, Rhabditida, Meloidogynidae. The record is from the annotation of a GenBank genome assembly.
UUAUGCCCAAUUGUAAUUGUGAUAACAAACAACAAAGAGUUUUCAAUGGUCUAGGAUAUAAUGCUGCACCUUCAGCUCCAUCUCUAGAAAUUAAUAUUAAUCAAAAUAACCCAAGUCCUUGUCAAUCCUACAUUGAUGGCUAUACCCCAACUCCAAUCUCUUCACCCAUAACGAAAUCAAUUCGGCGCCCUCCAAAUUCACCUCCUCCACCUCCACCAUCUGCCCCCUUUUUAGAAAAUGAAUAUUCAACACCUAAUUAUUUAAUUAAUGAUAAUAAUAGAAGAGAAGGUUGGCGACAAUUAGGCAGAAAUGCAUCAAUUAAGGCUGUAAAAGCAGGAGAGGCUAUUCGUAAUAAAUUUAAUAAUGAAAGGAAUUGGGCUAUAUUUAAAUUAAGUUUAUGCGAAUUAUUAUUUUCAACAAUUCUUCUUUCACUUGGCAUUGUUUGCGUUUGUAAAACAAAAGAAUUUUGUCCCUAUUAUUCGGCUAUUUGGACUUCAAUAAUUUUCAUUUUAAAUUCAUUAAUUGGAUUAAUUACCUCAAAAACUAAUUUUGUUGAUCAUUAUAUUACUCAUUUAAUUCUUUCAUUAAUUUCCAUUGUUUUAACUUUUGUUGGAGGAACAAUUUCUUUAAUAAAUUGGCAAUUAAUUGGAACAUACAAACAAAAUAAUGAAAGAGGACGGCAAUUAAUUAAUCCAAAAGCAGAUGAGGAACAAAUGUAUAGAGCCUUUUGUCUUUUAGGAGAACACGAUUCUCGAAGGAUUAGUUAUAUUUAUUCACAUAUGAAUGAAUAUAAUUUUAGAGAGGUAAUUAAAUUAAUUAUAAAGGUGUUAAAUAAUUAG